Molecule: messenger RNA, 3376 nt
Organism: Osmia lignaria (orchard mason bee)
Lineage: Eukaryota; Metazoa; Arthropoda; Insecta; Hymenoptera; Megachilidae
Gene: 14-3-3epsilon
Product: tyrosine 3-monooxygenase/tryptophan 5-monooxygenase activation protein epsilon
Source: RefSeq, a predicted model, not a curated record
UGCUUUCGAUUGUUGGCGGGCGCCGCCAUCUUGGUCAGUGAGCUUGCGAGUGGCUGUACGACGAGGUGUACGUAUUUCGGUGAAACGAGUAUUUCGUGCGAUUUCCCUGAAACCCUUCAUCUACCCGUGAAAUCCACGAGCAUCCAAGAUGUCGGAACGGGAGGACAACGUUUAUAAAGCGAAAUUGGCUGAGCAAGCGGAACGCUAUGACGAAAUGGUCGAGGCGAUGAAGAAGGUAGCUUCACUGGACGUGGAACUGACCGUCGAGGAGAGGAAUUUGUUGUCCGUCGCCUACAAAAACGUGAUCGGCGCGAGGAGAGCAUCCUGGAGAAUAAUAUCUAGCAUCGAGCAAAAGGAGGAGAACAAGGGUGCCGAAGGGAAGCUGGAGAUGAUUCGUCAGUACCGAUCCCAGGUUGAGAAAGAAUUGAAAGACAUCUGCGCCGACAUCCUUGGAGUUUUGGAUAAGCAUCUGAUACCUUGCGCGUCUACCGGCGAAUCUAAAGUUUUCUAUUAUAAAAUGAAAGGUGAUUAUCAUCGCUACUUGGCCGAAUUUGCAAUCGGAAACGACAGGAAGGAAGCAGCGGAGAACUCCCUUGUAGCUUACAAAGCAGCGAGCGACACCGCUAUGACAGACUUGCCACCGACUCAUCCUAUCCGCUUGGGAUUGGCGCUCAAUUUCUCUGUGUUCUAUUAUGAGAUUCUCAAUAGCCCCGACAGAGCGUGUCGUCUAGCGAAAGCUGCCUUUGACGACGCGAUCGCAGAACUAGACACCUUAUCCGAGGAGAGCUAUAAAGAUUCCACCCUCAUCAUGCAGCUUCUUAGGGACAAUCUUACUCUCUGGACGUCAGAUAUGCAAGGAGAUGAAUUUGAGGCUGAUCACGAGAACGAGGCUGCGGCCGUUCCUACCAACGCUUGAACCCAAGCACACCCCUUCCAAUACGCCCUUAUACCCAUAAAAUCACCUGGGGAGGGCGAACAGAAGGAACAGCUGCAAGACGUGGAAGAUCAGGACGUAUCGUAACUCUAACUGUAGUGAGUGUUAUCCUGCGCAUAUAAAACUGAGACACAAGAAAGCAAAAACUCUUAAUAACUUGUAAGCAAAAGAAAACAAUUCAAGCAGGUGGCAGUUCGGGGUGGGAAGGGGAGAUCUUUAGUGAUUGCGUGACCCUAAGCACGCACGUACGUACGGUUACUCCUAACAAACAAGCAAACAAAAUUACAAAAAUUAUCGUUCGAUAACACGCAUUGAGUUAUAUGGAGCGCGCAGAGAAAAGUAACGAGCAAAAGGGCACGCACCCUGCGGUAUAUAAUAAUAGAAAGAGACUGCAAAGAGCAUUUAGAGAGGCACUAUUCUUUGCCUUCCUUCGCGUAUUAUCGAGAAGAGAACAAAAAUGCUGUCUUUUAACACUGUGCAUGCCCGGUCAAAAUUCAGUGGACGAUGUCGAGAACGUUGAGUGGACGCCGACUGACAGCGUAUAUCAUUCUAUAUUAAUAAUAAUUAAUAAUUAUAACGAAAGAAAACAAAAAAAAAAAAAGGAAAAAAAAAGAGAGGUAUGCGCCAGUCCGUCGGGAUAAAGCCUCAUUUCUGUCGAUUUUAGUGAGUGAGAACGAAUAACCAUAAUAUGUCCCCCAUAACGUUUCACAAUAACGAAACAUGCUAAAUAGCUCGACGUCGAUCGAAGUGCAUUGUGUUCGUUUGUUUUUACCCGCCCCCUCACCCACAAUCUCUCCUCCUCGUCUCUUUACCGCUUUUUUACUGCGCGCAUGAUUGCUCUCGCAUACUACGAUAAAAUAACGAUUAUUAAUGUAUGCGUGUAAAUCGAGUGUAAAUCAUCUGUUUAUCUAAGGGAUAAACGCGUCUCCUCAGAGUGGAAGAACGUGGGUUGGUCACGGUGAACGUAAAAGAGUCGGGGACAAGCCACGCGCUUUUCAUCUCUGCUCUUUUUCUUUCUUUUCUUUUUGUAAUAAGAUAUUAUGAAUGUACUUCCCAACAAGUCUAGUUACACACAAGUAAUUUCAUACACCAUAAUUUCGAGCAUAAAUUUUUAUCGGUCGAUGAAGCAAGUUAAUUAUUCGCCAGAAACGUUUGGCGGGCUGUAUUCGUCGGACUACAGUAUCAUAAAUUGAUUCUUCUUGUGUAUAUUUAUAAUGCGAGUGAUUUUUUUUUUAAUCUUAAAAAAUCUUAGACUACGUUUUCAAUUGGCUCAGCGAAUUUUAACCGAAUAGAGUUAAGAGAAUACGCUACCACGAAAGCGUCGUACUUAAGAGAACAUGCAAUAACAUCGGUUUGUCCAAGUUUGGUCUUCUGAAUAAUAAUAAUAAUAAUAAUUAAAAGGAAAUUUAACAGAGUGAGAAAAGAAGUAUCGGUUUUCGGUGUAACAGAUGUUCUUUCACUCAACCUGUAAUCUUCUCAAUGGAGAGAAAGAUAUCUUUGAUGUAGAUGAGCUUUUUCCCAGUUUUUCUUUUAAAACAAACAAGUUACGUUUCAACGGAGAAACAGGAAACAAGUAGCUAUCCAGCUAGUCCGUAUUUAAUGGUUGUACUUUUUCAUAUCCCCCCAUUGUGUAUAAACUAUAACGAUCGCUGUGGUAUUACGAAUUACAGAAUAAACGAUUGUAUCCCGACGUUCUUUAUUUUAUUUUAUUUUUGUUUUCUGUUUUUCACUCGCGCUCACUUUCGCUAUCACUGUCCUCGAUUCCACUGUAUCUUAGCUGAUAUCUUUAGCCGUGCGUCCAUUCACCUUUUUAUCGAUCAACCGUACCGCCGAUUUCCGCUUAAAAAACGAAACACAUUCCAGUAAACUCUCUAUCAAUAAAUUCAUUUGCACGAGUUUAACGAGACGAGCUUAGCGGCUAGUGUCGGUCGGAAAUUUAUGUUCUCGACAAUUCUUCGUUUUCUACUAAGAAUUUAAGAUCCAAAAUAAAAGGAGCUAUUUGUAAAAUUAUGCGCUCAAGUAUUCCAAGAGAAGCGUGAUCGAGAAAAAUUUCAAUCGUACCAUAAGUUUCUGACCGCCACUGCGUACGUGUAACGAAUAUACCGUCUGAAACCAUGAGUUUCCUCACGAUCCAUGCUCGUAACGAUGAAUGAGGAUAAUCGUUCUGUAAGCGUGCAGCAAAAAAGCGAGGUGUUAUACCUGAAUGCGCAAGAAGAACGCGCUAAGCGAAAUCGAGCUCUGCCUAGAAAUUUUGGUGUACAUCGUGUGCCCCUCCCCUUGUAUUUAGGUAUUAAUAACGAUACAAAUUGAUAAUCAUGUUACGUAAAUAACGUUAUAAAGAAAAAUAACUCAAAGUAAUAUCAACGGCACCGUAAGUAAGUAUAUGCGAGUAAUUUUAAGAGCGUAAACCACGUAUCGAGGGAAGAAAAAAAAAAAAAAAAA